This is a messenger RNA of Sclerotinia trifoliorum, 3260 nucleotides long. NCBI's taxonomy places the organism in Eukaryota, Fungi, Ascomycota, Leotiomycetes, Helotiales, Sclerotiniaceae. The record is from the annotation of a GenBank genome assembly.
UAUUCAAAUCUUGAAGGCGGCCCUGAAAGUCGCGCCAUGGCUUUACAUCAUGAGGGGAAUGAGGGGCAAUUUCUUCUAUCUCCGCUUCACUAUGAGUUUAUAAAACCCCAUAUAUCUGGAGAUACCUGAGAAAUUUUAAUAUUCAUCACUCAAGAUUCAAUCUCUUACGCCGAACAUGGAUCGACUUAUUCAUGCCAUCCGUACAACUCCACUGAUUGACAAUCAUGCUCAACCAUUACUUAUUCCUUCGUCUAAGUUCAAAUAUCCCCUAAUAAGCAUUACUACCGAGGCGAAUGGAGAUGCUCUAAAGGCCACCCAUUCAUCAUUGGCACACAUUCGAGCUACAAAUCAACUUGCCGAAAUUCUCGGCUGUCCGCAAACAUGGAGUGAUGUUACGAAAGCUAUCGCAAAAGAAAAUGAGAAGCCAGAUGAUGUUUGGGCGAAACGAUGUUUUGAAGGAAUCGAAACAAUUCUUCUCGAUGAUGGCUUGAAUACGGAUAAUGAUGCCUUCGACUAUUCUUGGCACGACAAACUAACAAGUAGUAAGUAUUUCAUCUUCCCCGCACCCGUAUAGAAGUUGUGUUACCUCGACACGGUACAUGUCAAUCCGUUCAAUACCUCGCUAAUCUUGGCUGUCGUAGGUAAGUGCAAGAGAAUAGUAAGAAUCGAAAGACUUGCGGCAGAUAUCGUGGACCAGAACCUCGAUUUGUUUGCUGUCUCCGAGGACGAAUUCUUUGCCUCUGUGCUUGAAGGGCUUCUGAAAGCCAUAAAUGAUGCUCUUUCUGACCCCGAUGUUGUCGCCUUUAAAUCAGUCAUCUGUUAUAUAUCAGGGCUUGAUAUUCCUCGGGCCUGCCCAUUAGAAGAGGUAAAAGUGUCGUUGUUGCAAUGUAUUAUGAAACAGAAGGCCGAAGGUCAUAGUCGUUUCAAAAGUUCCGAUGGCCAACUUCUGAACUCGUGGGCUGUUCACAUGACAGCUGGACUCGUUCAAGAAUCAAGAACAACUCACAAGAAGCCAAUUCAAUUCCACACUAGUUUGGGAGAUAACGACAUAACUCUCACUCGUUCUUCACCAUCCCAUCUACAAGGCUUUAUUCGCGAAUAUCCGGACGUUCCAAUCGUUCUGCUUCACGCGGGUUACCCGUGGACAAAAGAAACGGGAUAUUUAGCCACUGUAUACUCGAAUGUUUAUGCUGAUAUUGGGGAGGUGUUUCCUUGUGUAAGUCAAGAUGGCCAAGAAGCUGUUAUCCGCGAUCUCUUAGAGCUUUGUCCUUCACAAAAGAUCGUGUGGAGCACAGAUGGGCAUUGGUUUCCAGAAACAUAUUUGCUGGCGAAGAUUCAAUCUCGCGAAGCUUUCGGGAAGGUAGGGCACUUCAUUACCGCGCAACAACACAAUCUACGUCCAGUAAUACUGAAAAUCUCCAGGUACUCAUGGAAUAUGUCGACAAGAAAAUAAUGACUCUUACACAAGCGGUUAAACUUGUUGAAGAUGUGUUUUUUAACACAUCCAACGAACUUUAUGGUCUUCAAUUGAAAUUGAAGCAAACAGGAACACGAGUGGUUGAGCGACUUGCUAAUGGAGUGGGUGCGGUUAAACAGACAAAUGGGAUCAACAGAACCAACAACUUCAGCGCCACUAAGAGCGUCAAUGACAUCAACAAUUUCCAUCAACUGAACUCGAACAACAACAAUAGCGGGGUCAAGAGUGCCAAUGGCGCAAAACUUUUAAAACAUCCAUCGGACCUUGAGACCUUUGAAUUGUUCAUGGCAAACCACCCAGACGUUAAGUUUCUGCGUGUACAAUACAUCGACUACUGCUCGCUCACUCGAUUGCGGAUUUUACCCAUGAAACGUGUCCGUGAGCUUCUGUGCGACAAAAAUGGUGAUGUAUCCAUCGGAAUCACUAAUAGUAGCUUAACACUGACGCCAGUUGAUCACCGUAUUGAUUCCAUUUCUCCCAGAGGGGUUCUCAGGCUUUUAACUGCUGUUGUCUCUUCAAUGCGUCCCGGUCCAUGUCAUGGCUAUGCUUCGGCUCAAGCAGAACUCCGCAACCAGGACAACACUCCGCUGGAUGUAUGUCCCAGAACCACCCUGAGAAACAUUGUGAACAAAGCAAAGAAUCACGGUCUUGAAUUUCUCGUUGGCUUUGAGCUUGAAAUUGUGUUUAUGAAGGGCACACUCAAUGAAGAAAACACAAUCAAGUUUGGUCCUCUUCCGGGUGCGGAUUCUCAUUGUUGGGGAUCCAAUAAUGCCCUUCCCCAUGCUAUCAGAGACGUUGUGGGUGAAAUAGUGGAUACAUUUUCAAAUGCUGGUAUUGAUAUUGAACAAUGGCAUCCAGAGUCGGCCACUGGCCAAUUUGAGUUUGUCCUACCUGCUUGCGCACCCCUUGAGGCCACAGAUAUGCUUUUACAGGCCCGCGAAAUCAUCACUACGAUUGCGGAAAAUCAUGGAUGGCGCGCCACACUACACCCCAAACCUAUCCCAGACAGAAUAGGUACGGGAGCACAUGUUCACGUUUCCAUACCUACCCCAGAAGGUGAGAAGGAAGAAACUUAUACGCAUUUCUAUGCUGGAAUAUUGAAACAUCUUCGAUCAAUUACGGCUUUGACUUAUAGUAACGCAGCGAGCUACGACCGUAUGUCUGCAGCUGGUGGUUUUGCUGGCAGUACUUGGGUGACUUGGGGUACGCAAAACCGAGAAACCCCACUACGAAAAAUCGACGGAUCGCACUGGGAAAUAAGGUGUUUGGAUGGCCUUGCCAACAUCUAUUUGGCCUUAGCAGCAAUGAUUGGCGCCGGUGUAGAAGGUGUGAUUGCAAAAGAAAAGAUGAUAUGGCUUGAUUGCGAUAUGUGUCCUGCUAAGUUGAGCCAGGCAGAUAGAGAUGAUUACAAUAUCAAAGAAAUGUUGCCGAGUAGCUUGGAGGAGGCGCUUGCCUGUCUCAAAAGCGACCAAGGCAUGUAUAGGAUACUUGGUGAGGCAGUAGUGGUUACAUAUAUUGCAAUGAAACGGGCGGAGCUGGAGCUCAUGAAGCCCAUGAACGAUGAACAGAGGAGAAACUGGAUAAUCGAGAGAUAUUAAGAAGCAGGAUAGUAUUUUCACAAACCCCUGGCUCAAGGACAUGAGUCUCGGCUGCUGUUGCUAGUGCUUUUGCGGCACAUCUGGAUAUUGGUGUGAUGAUGGGUUGGAAACCCGCUUAAGGAUAUUGAAGCAUUGUUGGCAGUUAUGCUUUUGAAUUUAAGGGUGGCCGAAGGAGCACGUAUUUC